Dentiscutata erythropus is the source of this 648-nucleotide messenger RNA. NCBI's taxonomy places the organism in Eukaryota, Fungi, Glomeromycota, Glomeromycetes, Diversisporales, Gigasporaceae. The record is from the annotation of a GenBank genome assembly.
AUGGAUUUAGCGGGAGACAAAGACGUAAAUAUUGCAAUUUCUAACAAAUCCUUGAAAGGAAUGGAGGAAGAAACAAUUGGGGAUAUGGCGCAACAGAUUUUACGAGAUAAUCUUAGCAUUAGAGAUGUAAGAGCUGAAGCUUAUGCCUUAGCCCUAUCAGCAAAAAAUACUAACGCUGGCUCAUCACGUUUCACUCGUCUUCAUAGAGAAUUAAGGAACCUUAGUGCAUUACUUGAGAUAAUUGAGGUUACAAAAUUUCCAGAUAUUACAGAAGAUGCCAACAAAAUCCAGAGUAUUAAUCGAAAAAAAGCUGAAGCUAAAUGUAUCGAUUAUCUAGAUGAAUUUACAUUAGAAUCAGCUCUUGCUGAUGUUAUGGUGAUGCUUUGUAUUCGUCCUGCUGAACUUAAAACUUUACGCAUUACAGAUGCUGGAGUGACGGGAUAUGCGAAGAAUCGAGGAGCAGUUUAUGGUGCAGUAGCAUAUGAAGCUAAGAAUAUGGCCCACGCUUAUACAAUUGCUGGAGAAUGUCUACGUCAUUCAUCUGAUAAUUAUACUUCUCCUGUGCAAAAUUACGUUGUAGUCAAUUAUAGAAAAAGAGGAGUUCCUUAUAAGCAAGCAAGACGAUUUCAUAUCUAUGAUCAAGAUUAA